AUGAAGUUUCUUGUCACUACGAAUCUCCCUUCCUUCCGUGCAGGGUCAAAGCCACCCUCGUACAUCCAUUUCAGCGACGUCAGCUCCGACCUCUCCAUCCCAUUGACCAGUCCUCUGACGGUGGAUGUGUGGAUAUGCAAUGGCGACGAAGUGACCGGUUACCUCAUGGACCGGUGGCUCAGCCAAGCAUCCCAGAUUCCCAAAUCCAUGCUGGUCCAAGACGUGGCCAGCAUCCCACGCUUGCUGCAAUAUGCCAGGGGCCGUGUAGCUGAGAUUGCCCCGUUUCCCAAGAGAGAACCUGGCAUCUCAGAUCAAGGAUGGGAGGAAACGAUCCUACGAGACGCAGAAAUGCUCUAUGCCCGCGCCCGCGCCAAGGCCGGAUCGGGUCGGGCAACCGUCAACGGAACGAAGCGCCAUGCCGACAAGACAACUGUUGUGCUCGUUGGCGCUGGCAUCCUGAACCUGAUGACCGCCCAGCUCCUAGUUGACCGUGGCUACCACGUACGCGUCGUGGAUCAAGGUCCAGACCCUCGUUCCACCCAACCCGGCGACUGGAUGUCCCUUGGCGUCACGAGCGGCGGCCACAACGCCCGCAUGUUCACCAACACCGAGGCAGAUAACUACAACGAGCAACAUAGCGAGCUCUACCAGGACAUGCAGUCAAUCUUCCGGAAAUCCGUCCGUGACGGCGGUUGGAGUGUGAAGAACCCCAAGGAGCUUUCUCCCGCCGAGCAUGCCUGGGUGGAGGCCUUCGAGAGAGUUCCGCCCUGGAUGGCCGCGACUUUCAAGAAGAACAUUCACCAGGUGAACCGCGAGGCCGGGAAGCUCUGGAGGGAGCUCAUGCGCAGCGCUCCUCGGCUGUUUGAAGACACGGGAUUCCAUGACGACAUCAUACGGCUAUACGUGGAGUCAACGGCCUUGGAUAAGUCGGUUGAGCUUCACAAGAACCUCGGUGCUCUUCUGGAGGCCCCUUCUCCCCAAGAAUUCCUCAACGCGCAUCCCCGAUUCCGCCCUGCAGCCGAUUCGGACCAUCUCGCGGGUGGACUUGUCGUGGAUGGGUUUACCGUCAACGUGCACCUCUUCGUGGCCAAACUGAUCAAUCACAUCACCGCUUCGGGCGGAGAAUUCGUCUGGGAGUGCGAAGUGCAGAGCAUCCAGCAGAACCCCAACGGCGAAGUGACCGCGCUGAAGUCCCGGAAAGGGAAGUUGGAAGCCGACCACUACGUGGUGAGCCCCGGCACGACGGGCAGCGCACUGCUGCAUGGAACAGCCAGCGAGAACCUCGUGCAGGGCGUCCUCGGGAUAUGGCUGCAGAUCCCCAACGUGGAGCCGCAGCUGCGGAAUUCCAUGAAGAUCCAUCGGCGCGGCCACAAGGUGGAAGAUAUCAACGUCACCGUGGCCAAGGACCAGCAAACCGGCGAAGACAUCCUGAUCUUCGGAGGCGGGUACGGCUACGUCGGUCUCGACCAUCCUGCGCACGAUAGCCCGGAGCUCACGGCUCUGUACGAGGAGUUGGAGGAAGUGGCACGGAUCUACUUCCCGCAGGGAUAUGCCGCCGCGAAGGAACGCGGGCCCGAAGCCAUGUACCCAGGUGGGCAUCGCAAAUACUGCGUCCGCCCUUUCACGCCCACAGGGCUAGGCCUGUUCGAGAAGAUUCCCACCGCAAGCGGCGGCCAGCUGAUCAUCACCGGCGGCAACAACACGGGCGGCUUUGCGCAAGCCCCGGCGAUUGCGCGUGCGGUGCUGCGAUCCUUCCUCGGCGAGCACGACCCGAUCCAUGUGCUCUUCCACCCGGACCGCGGCAAGCUCCCACCCGCGGCGACCUACCGGUCCCGGACGCCGAGUCCCUCGCCCAUCCUCGGCAACGGCAGAUCCCAGCAGCAAUCCCCGCUCAAGCUCCUCCUGCUCUGCUCCGACGGGCCGAACCACCGCUACCUCCGCUACCGCCUCGACCAGGCCUUCCCAGGCUACCGCUGCAUCGUAGAACCCGACGCAGGCCAGAUCCGACACCUCCUACUCGGCCACUCCCGCCAGCGCAGCGCCUACUUCGACAAGCUCAUCCCGGCGGGCCACGUUUCCCCCGCGCCAGAUCUGGUCGUCGACACAGUCAACUGCGCAGCCGUCUGGAACGCCGUCGAGCAAUGGCAGCCCGAGAUCACCAUCGUGUCCGGGACCAAGCUGAUCGGCAAGAAGCUGAUUGCGCGCGGCGGGCUGAUGAUCAACCUGCACACGGGCCACCUGCCCGAGUACAAGGGCAACCACUGCAUCUUCUUUGCGCUGCACGACGGCCGCGUGGACAAGGUGGCGGCGACGCUGCAUCAGCUGACGGCCGCGCUGGACGGCGGGGACGUGCUGGACCGGGUGUUCCCCCUCGUCGAGCCCCGUGAUAGCGAGGAGACGCUGUAUACCAAGUGCUUGGAGAUGUCGAUUGACCGCGUCGUGGAGCAUGUCGGUAGGUUUGCGAAGGGGGAGAAGCUUGAGUUCGUGCCCCAGCGAGGCGAGGGUAAGAUGUUUCGUCAUUCGGACCGCACGCCGGGGAAGGAGUUGUGGUUGUGGUGGCAGUUGAAUGUUGGCGGCUUGCUGAAGAAUAAGGCUGGCAGUGGCAAGGAGGAGGUGGAGGAGUCUGACUGAGGCGAAGGGAGGUUGAAAAAGACGGAGAGGUUGUGACCAUCUGUUACUAUUGAAUAUUGGCCCUCAUUUGAAACUCAACCUUCAGAGAAGGAUCACCUUGCUCGACUGCUAGGAGGCAUACUAUGCAAGCAGAUACGGCUAGACAUGAGAAACUGAAAAGUGAUGCCAGCUGCGUCACUCUUGUGUUUGACAGCUGGAAUAGUUUCAAUCAGCAAGGCCGUGAUUGAAAACUACUAGUAAUGGCCACAACUAAAUGAAC
Molecule: messenger RNA, 2890 nt
Organism: Chaetomium strumarium
Lineage: Eukaryota; Fungi; Ascomycota; Sordariomycetes; Sordariales; Chaetomiaceae
Product: FAD dependent oxidoreductase-domain-containing protein
Exons: 2
Coding region: 1-2631 (876 amino acids)
Biological process (GO): biosynthetic process
Cellular component (GO): cytoplasm
Molecular function (GO): oxidoreductase activity
Source: RefSeq, a predicted model, not a curated record